Molecule: messenger RNA, 979 nt
Organism: Ylistrum balloti
Lineage: Eukaryota; Metazoa; Mollusca; Bivalvia; Pectinida; Pectinidae
Product: cilia- and flagella-associated protein 299-like
Exons: 6
Coding region: 1-702 (233 amino acids)
Source: RefSeq, a predicted model, not a curated record
AUGGAGGAGGAAGUGACCAGCGGAGGCGACAACAUUGUUGCCGAAUUCAAUACAUAUGAAGACUUUUUGGACUCACAGAUAAAACCUAUAGAUCUUUUUUAUUUAGAGGAUGAAGAAUUGGCUCGCCAAGUUGUGGAAUUGGGAUACAGAGGAAGUGGGGAGGUGUUGAAAAGAGAGGAAUUUGAGGCAAGGAAACAAGCAGCAGAGGCCAGUCGAUUGUCUAAACGUAGUCAACAAAAAACACUAGCAAGUUCAGGAAAGGAACUAAAAGACCCAUUCUUGAAAGCACUUGCCCACAGAGAAGAAGCCAACAGGAGCGGGAAAAUGACUACAAUAAUCUUCAUCCGAGACAAAAAUGCAAGGGGACAGGAGAUUUCUGGCUAUGUUGAUUAUGCCCACCGAUUGAAAACAGAAGAUUUUGAAUCAUACUUCGCAGCAAGAAAAAGAUUAUUACCAAGGCCAUCUGAUUUAAGCUUUUACAACUGGGAAACACAAACAUCCACAUCUAACCCAACACCCAACUACCAGGUCAUUGCAGAGAAUGCCUCUGGACUGUUGUUCAAAAAUAAGCGAGACAGAAAAAUCAUCAAUGUAGACCCGAAGGUAACCACACCAGGUGAUAAUUCCACGCGGACCGUCAUUGAAACCAGCAAGUAUGUUCAGGCCGUCAUAUAUGACCACAUCACACGGCGAAAGACAUGAUUGUGUUUUUACAAGAUAUUGACACUCAAGGUGAUUUAAGUGAAACUUUGGCGGUAUGAUCCAACUCCUCCCCAGAGCUCUGGCAGUUCUGUGUUUACAGGAAUAUACAAUAUAUGUGGCUAUUGUAAUGACCGAUCCAUAUGGAAACUUGUUCCUUCUUCUGGUACAUGUACUGGGAAGUUAUUUUGUGAUAAGUCAUCAAACAUCAAUUGUUUAUGUGAAAUUCACUUUUUAAUGAGAGGUAACUUGGGUAUAUUUUACUCAAAAAUGUUAAAUG